CACUUGACCUUUCCAAGUUUCACCAGCAGUAUUUAACUUGUUCAAAGAGAGCACACUUGCAUGUGUCUUCUGUUGACAAGACAGCUUCUCCUGGUAGUUCGCAGAAUGUUCAAAAGGCACAGGUCUCUUGCUUCAGAACGCAGGAGAGAGUUGAUUUCUCCAAGAGCUACACGGUCCAUACUGAAGGAUGACAUGAGAAAUUUUCAUUUUUUGUCACAAUUUAUACUCUCAGCAGGCCCUCUAAAAUCAACGUCAGCAGUUAAACAUACAAAAACUACUCACUUUGAGAUUGAAAUACUUGAUGCUCAAACCAAAAAGCAGAUAUGUAUUGUGGACAAGGUGACACAAAAAUCUACCAUUCAUGAUGUCAAGCAGAAAUUUCACAAAGCAUGUCCACAGUGGUAUCCUUCUCGAGUAGGCCUGCAGCUAGAACGUGGUGGGCCCUUUCUGAAGGACAACUUAACCGUUCAAAGUGUUGCAGCUUCCUCCAUUGUCACACUCUAUUUUACAGACCUAGGUCAACAAGUCAGUUGGACUACAGUGUUUUUGGCUGAAUACACAGGACCUCUGCUAAUAUAUCUCCUCUUUUAUUUGAGGAUCCCAUAUAUAUAUGACAUGAAAGAGAGCUCUAGAAGAUUAUGUCACCCAGUGGUACACUUGGCCUGCUUCUGUCAUUGUAUACACUAUAUCCGAUACCUUUUGGAAACCUUAUUUGUUCACAAGGUUUCUUCAGGACAUACGUCUUUGAAAAUUUUGCUAAAGAGUUGUGCCUUUUACUGGGGAUUCACUUCUUGGAUUGCCUACUACAUUAAUCAUCCACGGUAUACACCGCCAUCAUUUGGAUACAGGCAAGUUGCAGUAUCUGCUAUCAAUUUUCUGAUUUGUGAAGCUGGAAAUCAUUUCAUCAAUGUAGUGUUGGCUCAUCCCAGUCACACAGGAAAUAAUGCCUGUUUUCCAAGUCCAAAUUAUAACCCCUUCACAUGGAUGUUUUUCCUGGUUUCAUGUCCUAAUUACACCUAUGAGAUUGGAUCAUGGAUUAGUUUCACAAUCAUGACUCAAACAUUGCCAGUUGGGAUUUUUACACUUCUGAUGAGUAUCCAGAUGUCUCUGUGGGCACAAAAGAAACAUAAGAUUUAUCUGAAGAAAUUCAAUUCUUAUAUGCAUAGGAAAUCAGCAAUGAUUCCAUUCAUACUGUAAGAAAAAUAAGUGAUCUUAUCUUACGUACAGAAAAGCAGUAUAAUAACUCACUAAACGAAAUUUGACAAAAGAUAAUUGUCUAUUAUGUUCCAUAAAUUCACAAACAAUAGUAUUUUUGCUUGAGUAAAAAUACAUAAGAACAAAAUUUAGCUGAAUUUAGAGUAAUAAACUUGAGGAAAAUGAAAAAUUGAAAUUAUAGAUACAGCUAAUUGAAAAUAGCAUCCAGUAUGUUUGCAAGGGACUGAUACUUGAAUGAGAUGUUCUUACUUCAUUAAAUCUUUCAUAAUACUAUUGGCUUAAGAAAAUUUAAAAUAUUUGAAUUCUAUAAAGUGAAUAUUGCAAUAUUUCAAAAACUUGAAUUUUACAUAUUAUUUUGAGAGUGAUUUUUUCUUUCUAUUCAAUAUGUUAUCGAGAAAUUUCAGAUGUCUUGAAACUAUUAUGUCAGUAGUUCAAUUUUACCUAUAUUAAAAGUUAAAUAUUUGUAAUU
Capra hircus (goat) is the source of this 1684-nucleotide messenger RNA. It is a transcript of the gene TECRL, whose product is annotated as trans-2,3-enoyl-CoA reductase-like. The coding region runs from base 61 to 1197 and encodes 378 amino acids. Gene Ontology annotation, biological process: very long-chain fatty acid biosynthetic process. The transcript is spliced from 12 exons. Gene Ontology annotation, molecular function: oxidoreductase activity, acting on the CH-CH group of donors. Lineage: Eukaryota; Metazoa; Chordata; Mammalia; Artiodactyla; Bovidae. The record is from RefSeq and is a predicted model, not a curated record.